Messenger RNA from Pocillopora meandrina, 9810 nucleotides. NCBI's taxonomy places the organism in Eukaryota, Metazoa, Cnidaria, Anthozoa, Scleractinia, Pocilloporidae. The record is from the annotation of a GenBank genome assembly.
AUGAUUUGGACCGCUGUUAGAAGGAACAGACUCCUUGUGUUUGUGAUCAUCGUUUUGUGUCCGCUGAUGUAUCAUUUUCUUUUGGAGAGAGAACGUAAGUUAUUAACGUUUAUCCGUCUAUGCAUUUCUGUCACUAACGUGCACUUUUAAGAUAGUUUUUCGACGUGUCCUCGGCCUAUGCAAAUAGGCCCAAGUUGGUGAUACGAUCUGAGUUGAUUGCGCUAGAUAAUUUGCAGAAUUUCAGGAUCAAAUUUAGAUUGAAAACAAUGGAAGUGCUAAUGCAUACCCGCUCGCCAGAACUCGCAUAGGGUAAGUCUCUCCAAAAUGAUCUACUAUGCUGGAUUGAGUGCUCUAAACGGUUAUUCUCAAUGUUGUUGUUAAUUGGAGAGUUCUCCCUCACCAAACAUUUGUCCCUGUCGUUUUGUUAGAGUAGUAUUCAAGUUAGGUACGACUGCUUCAUAAAUGAUUGCGGAACUCGUUACGCCGGUAAUCGUUUUCCACGAUCUCUUAGAGGAAGGCCGAUUAUUGUUCGAUUCGAUUUUUUCUGUCACAGAACGGUUUAGUUGUUCGAAAAACUGGGAGAGCAUCUGGAGUUUCGCCCCACCGCAUUAAUAUUUCAAACCAUACAUCAAACUCUAAAUUGUGUAGUUUAAAACAGCGCUCAGUUAACCAAAAUUUUCACCCACAGUCCUUGGCUUUUUUAACAAUCACCUAACUUAAGGGUCAAAGAUUCCUUUCGGGAACAGAGAUAUUGAAUUUGAGCCUAAACGAGAAAUUCAUUUUUGUUUAUCGUGAUAUUCAUACAUGUUUGUUUGAAAAUAAAGCUUUGAAAUAACAGCGUGUACUUAGAUUCUCGAGACAAAAGUUUCAUCAUUAUUUUUACCAUUGUCAACUAUCCACUACGUGGUUUUUAAAAAGGAAGAUAUCGUCAAAAUUUUUGUCCUUGGGGAAACCACUAAUUGGCUCACCUUCGAUAUGAUUUGGUGCUGUUUUAUUUAUGCAGUUAAUCAAGGAAGCUCGGUUGUCAAGGCUGGAUAUUUUCAUAAACAUAAUGUACCUGUUUUAAAAUUUACUGAAACACUCAAAAAUGAUAAAAAUUAUGUAUGGCAAAUUGUGACGACUUCCACUACAUUGUUAGCUCUUGACUCAUGAAACAUAUUUUAAACAUGCUUCUUACAAUAAGAAAUGAUUGUUUUUGAAUUUAUAAAAGCUGUGUAAAUUUAAGUGAAUACAAAUUUCUUUAUAGCAUUUACUGAUAAAAAUAAUAGGAAAUCUUGAUAUAAAGGGUGUCUCAGACUUCCCACGCUAUGUCCAGUUAGUGAAUUACUUUAAUCAGGAAAUAGAUUUAUUAUCUCAGGAAUUGAAAGCACUUUACUUUGCUAGGUCCUUCUUAGAUACAUGUAGUGAAUUACUUAAUUUUUUUACGGUAAUUAUAUUGUUAAAAAUGUACAUGAAGAAGAAUGGUUUAUUCACCUGUCCUCACAGGUAUGUGGUGAACUGAUAAAGCAUUUUUGUAGUUGAUACAGCCUUAGUAAUAGAUAAUGCUUUCUAGGAAUGUUUUCACUAAUUAUCAUUUUGAACAAAUGUUCAGGGAAAAUGCAAUUCUAAAGAAAUAUUUUUCCCCUAAGGGAAGACAGGUGGUAUGAAAAUUUGAAGAUAUACAAUACAAUUUAUUUAUGCCGCAGAAAGUACUUGUAAAACUUGCGGUAUUUGAGAUAAGAAUGAUCCCAGCAAAGCGUCCACAACACCAUAAUUACAGUUUCAAGAAUAUUUGCCUUUUUGUCAAAAAUUGUUCUUUAUGAAACAUUCCUGUUAGACAGAUAGAUAGUGUAUUAAAAAUUACAUUGCAGCCUGUCUGCUGAAUUACUUAGUCAUUUCCAAUUCUACGAUAUAAAGUAAUUGUAUAAUAGUAUAAAUUGUAUCAAUCCUAUAAUGAUUUUAAAAAGAUAUUUCUUUUCACAGUUUUGGCUUAAAAUUUAAGAUUAUGAAUAGAUAAAAAAAACAGUCUACAUUCUUCUGGAAUGUAUUAAGCAUCACUUGCUGGACAUGCCAGUGAAAUAAUAAAAGAGUUUUAUGUCCUGUUUGUAUGGACAUGUGGCUUUCUUUAGGAGUGACUAUUUUUCAUGCAGUUAAAUGCAGUUUAACAGAGUUAACAACAAAGAGCAUAAGUGUUCUCUAGUAGUCAGUGGUUUUUGCAUAUGUGCAUGUGUCCGAAUUAUAUGAGUACUUCAUUUAAGGCCUUCUUGUAUGUGCUUUGAGUGUGAACUUUCAGCGUUGUUUGGAGUGGCAGCUUAUUAUCCUCUUUCCACUGUUUGUUCAGUGUGACAUGUGUCUAUUUCCCUUUCUUGUUUGGGAGCUCAAGGCUGGGUGGCUAGGAUUUACCAGCCAUGGGAGCAGUCUCCAUCUAGGAGCUAGCUGCCAAUAGUGGAAGCUCCUGGAUGUUUCAGGCACCCAUUCUCUACCUAGCAAUGCAGUUUUAAACAAUUGUAAACGGAAUGGUUGCAAAUUGUAGAGCUUAGGAUGAUGCAAUGAUAAAAAUUUGGUACAGAAUAGACUCUGGUGCUCUCACAUAGUUAUUGAUAAUUUGUCUCUGAAAUUAAUGAUAAAAUUAAAUUUAUUGUGUCAUACUAAAAUGCAUCCUGUAUACUUGUCUACUUUUAUAGCGUUUGAUUCUGUUCUUAUUUAAGAAUUAGGCCAGUUACUUCGGCCAUUUUUUAGACAUAAAUGAAUUAAGUUCAAUCAAAAAUUGGAUCAAUAUCAGUAUCUUGGCAACUGCCCACCUACCCCUCCCCUAACCCAACAUCAACAUUAACUUGUUUUCAAUUGACUGUUGUUGAGUUAGGGGAGGGGAGGGGUAGGUGGGCAGUUACCCAGAUAUCAAUAUUGAUCCCAAAAAUCACACCGAACAUGAUUAAUAACCAAGCUGGCAGGAGGCAAGCUUAUUAACUUUUUUUUAAGGGUGGCUGAGAAGUUUACAUUUGGUUCUCUUGGAAAUAAAUCUUGCAAAUCAAACCUAACAUGAUUAAAAAUCCCAGCUGAUAUAUAACGAGCUUAGUACAAAUUUUAUGGAAUCAGAUGUAAUUUGAUUUUAUCAGUUGGGUUGAUUAUGUAAACUGGAUGCCAAAUAAAGUUUCUUAAGGUGACAUUUCUAGCAUAAGCCCUUCAUCAGAAAGAUUCAAUCUAACAGAUGAAAUUAACAAGGGGAAUGUCAGCUUUCGAAACCUCUUAUGUGGCCAGUUUUCAUUAUCACCUCAUUUGAUAUACCAAAUUGUAGCACCACUGUUUCUUUAGAAACUUACCUCCUCUAUAAGAAAUGUAACUGUUUCAAGCAUAGCUGACAUGUUGAUUUUCGGUUAACUUCAAAACAGAAAAAAAAAACUUAUUUUUAGGAUGGAAUUCGUACCUGAUACCUUGGAAGGGCCAGUCUGAUAGGCCUUAACCCUUUAAUCCCUAAGAAUGACAAGCAUCUAAUUUCCCCUUGUAAUAUCACCCCUGAAUCACAUAUUAAUGUCUUAAGAGUAAAGGAAUAGAUUGCCAACUGAAAACACUCUUGGGGAUGGGGCCCUAACAGUCUCCCAAGAAAAUCAGAGACAAAUCAUGAUCAGGGUUGUUUUCUCGAUUUUUCUGUCACAGAGGUUUUCAAAAAUUUUGACACCAGUUAUUUAUGAUAGGUUGUAAAGUUUCUUCAGAGUCCCACCCCUUCUGUUAGAAAUGUAACUGUUUCAAGCAUGGCUGACAAGUUGACUUUUGAUUCACUUCAAAAUGAAAAUAGCUUGGAAGGGCCAGUCUGAUAGGCCUUAACCCUUUGACCCCUAAGAGUGACCAGCAUCUAAUUUCUCCUUACAAUAUCACCCCUGAAUCACACAUGAAGGUCAUGAGAAUAAAGGAAAUGAUCACAAACUGAAGAAGCUCUUGAUUGUUAAACAACUUCUCCUUGUCAUCACUUUGGAAAUGUAUAGAGAACAGUAUGAGGAAUAUGAUUACUGAUAUUAGGAUGGAAAGGGUUACUACCCAACCGUACUGCCUGGUGUUUCUUGGUAAAUAGCUUUGUAGAAUGAUUUAAAGGUAACAUUUUUUAAUUCAAAAGGAACAUCAAUAAAAGGUAUACCUGGAAUUUGGAACAGUUAAUACAUUCAAUGAUAUUGGACACAGCACUUUGCAACAUGUCUUUAUUUUGAAAGUAAUCAGGAAAUAUGUUAAAAUGAAAGCAAUAUUUAAGAGCUUUUAACAAGUACAUAUGUUACAGAAUGGCAAUUAAACUCUAAAUUAAAGCCAAAAAACCCUUGUCUUAUUAUAAAUUGAUUUAGUUGGUUUAUUGCCUUAGAAUAACUACAUGUAACAUCCUACAGUAUAUCUUUAGCACUCCUUCUUCAAGACAGAUCUCAUGAUGCAACCCACCUGAAAAACAAUCAGAUAAUUGCAAGCAGUUUAAAUGAGAAAUUUUCACUAGAAAAAAUUGCUCAUAAAGGUAAAAAUGGGAAAAUGGAAAAACAUUUUUUUGUACCUCAAACACAUUUAAAAAUACUAUGCUGGUAUGUGGUCUCACUUGCUUGACUUUCUCUGUAAUUUAAGUAUGUCUAAACUUUUUCAUAGGACAUGGUGCAUGUAUGUAUUAAUUUUAUAAUUUUCCUAACCUGUUUUAACAUUUUUUAUUUUUCUAGGCUUACCUCAAAGAAUAGAAAGUAACCAAAUAGAUGAAGAACUAAUCAAGAAAAUACACACUCUGAGAGAAAGAUUACGUGAUGCAGAAUUUCAGAAUUCAGCCAGAUCUCAUGAACUUAUUUCACUUAAGGAACAGUUGACUAAAUUGGAAGCUGCAAGAAAUAGAAGAACUAACAACUCUAUUACUCAUACUGACUUUAAGAAUUCAUCCAGGCUAUUUUUUGACAAUCAAAAUGUGCUCCAGUUACCAAGUAUUUAUAAUUUUAUGCCUCAUCUAAUGGAUUCUCCUGGCAGCCUAAAGCCCGCUUUGCAUGUAUCUAAGGACCGCCAAGGAGGUAUGUAUGUUUUCAAGUGCAUCAUGUAGUGGAGAUAUAGAGGAUAAUACUUGGGUGUGUGGAGUUAUGAAACUCCUCUUGGAGUGUUCAACUCGAUAUAAAUAGCUCACAAGUGAGCACAGCGAACAAGGGAGAUACAGAUUUGAACAUAAGAAGAAAAAAUUCCAUGAUAUCUACCAGCAACCAUGUAUUAUUUUGUUUAUCAUAUAAACACAAUAGCCUUUUACUGACAAGAAAUUAAGUUUACUUUUAUUGUUAAUGAAUGAAAAUAAAAGGAGUGACAAUCCCUGGAUAAAAAUCCAGGCUCACAAUGAAACAAUGCCUUGAAUCAUUGCAAAUACAAAAAUGGGCGUAAUUUUCAAUAUACAAAAUAAAGAAGGCUUGAGCAUCACAAAAGUAUUUAAGUUGUCUAUUUUUUUACUUGAUUGAUCUAUUGAAUACUUUGUUUUUUUCAGUGUCUCUAAUUUUUGGAAUUCCCACAAUAAAGCGAGAGAGGACAUCCUACCUAUUGGAUACACUUGCUUCAUUACUAGAUGCAAUGUCUCAGGAAGAUAAAGAUGACUGUGUUAUAGUCAUUUUUGUUGGUGAGGUAAAUGAGUAAAAAAUGUUGUGCUUAACCCUUUAACUCCCAAGAUCUUAUUAGUAAAUUCUCCUUGUUAGUUUGGAGAAUUUGGAAUUGGAUCAACAAAUAAUCCCCCAAUUGAUAUUUUUCUUUAUUCUCAUUACUUGUCUGCUUGAUAUUGUGUAGAUAGUGUAAGGAGAAAUUCUAUCUUGGUCACUAGUGGGACUUAAAGGGUUAAGGAAGGGAAGUAUAUUUACUCAUUAGAAAAAAAGUUAUUUAUAACAAGAUAGAAUUAUUAAUAGUAAUUUUCCAGCUUUCACAGUGCAACCUUUACUUGCCACUGGAAAUUUUUGUCCAUAUGUGUCUGUAUGAUCCAAACUUCAUCAGCUAAAUGUUUCUAAAGCUCUGAAGACCAGAAGGAUUUUAAUUCUUUACAAGGGAACAUUGCUAUUGAUUGUAUCAUUUUGCUGGAUGCAAACUAUGCAGAUCCAGCAAAAGUGCAAUUAUAAAGUGCAUGUAUCAAAUGCUAAACAUUUUUCCAAAUUUUUUUUUUUUUUUUUUUUUUUUUUUGCAGACUGAUAUAGAAUUUAGUAAAGACGUAGCUAAUGGCGUCCAGCAAAGGUAAUAAAAUUAUUUGGUUUUUGGCUGUCUGUUUUAAUCACUGUGUUGGGUAAUGUUGAAACUGAUAUGUGCCCAUCUCUUGUUCUGCAGAUUUCCUAUAGAUGUUGGUUCAGGAUUGAUAGAAGUUGUCUCACCUUCAGCAAGUUUUUACCCAGAUCUGGAUACUGUUCCACUAACAUUUGGAGAUUCAAGAGAAAGAGUCAAGUAAGUGAACAUGUCUUGAAAUCACCUAGUGAUGCAACUUUUGUGGAAUACAUAAGGAAGAUGGGUAGAAGAUGAAGAUCUUACCUGCAUGAGUGAGAAGGAAAAAUGUCCCAAAUGGCUUGGCUUGCAAGCUGUAUGUUUAGCAGUACUGUCUGAGCUCAAUAUAUUUUCUUUAAAAUCAAGCGAUUGGCAGAAUAUUUCUGUAUGUCUCCCUCACAUUUCCAGAAUCUUGUUCGAUUUCCUCAAAACUUUUUCUAAAAGAGUGGGGUGAAAUUACAGGAGCACUGUAAGAGGAAAGUGUUAAGCCCAAGAACUCAAAACAACAACCUGGGCCAGGCUCAAAAGCAGACGCUAUGAUCUUAAAUUCAGCGCAUUACCGGUAGUUGUUAUUUCCCUGCAUCUCCUGCAGCUGACUGCCUUACCUGGUGUGGAAUCCUCUUUUCUUAGCCAUCUUUUAUUACAUUUUUUCACUGUUUGUUCCUUGUGAUUUUGGAUACUAUUUUGAUUUAGGUGGAGAACAAAACAGAAUCUUGAUUUUUGUUACUUGAUGAUGUACUGCCAGAAAAAAGCAAGAUUUUAUGUUCAGGUGCAGUAAUUUCUACAUUAUACAUAUUUUAUUUAUCAAAUGAUUAUCACCUCAAUGUUAAAAAGUUUAAUUGCCUCUUUCUAUUUAGCUGGAAGAUGACAUUGUGGCCACACCAUCUUUUGCUUCAACAAUCAAAACAUUUGCACUUCAACAAGAAACAAAUCAGUGGCUUAUUUUGGAGUUCUCAGCUCUUGGAUUUAUUGGUAAAGGUGUUUUGUAUGUUUUGUCUUGGGCAAGACUCCAGUCUGACUCACAAAUCCCCUUUCAAUUUUUUUUUUGACACGAAUAACAGGAAAGCUUUUCCGUUCAAGUGACUUGAGUAUGGUUGUGGAGUUCUUUCUAAUGUUUCAUAAAGACAAACCAGUUGACUGGCUGAUGGAUCACAUUUUGUGGGUCAAAGUCUGUAACCCUGAAAAAGAUCAAGUAAGUAGUUAUCUUUUGUUUUACUAUUAAGCCUUUACAUGCUAACAUCAGUAUACAUUUUCUUCAUACUGUUCUCUUUACAUUUCCUACGGUACUGACAAAGAGAAUUUCUUUAACAAUCAAGAGCAUCUUUUAGUUAAUGAUCAUUUCCUUUAUUCUCAUGACUUAAACAUUUGAUCCAGGAGUGAUAUUGUAAGGAGAAAUUAGAACCUUGUCACUCUUAGGGAUUAAAGGAUUAAGUAUUAAUCUUAUCACUCCCAAGAUUGUAUGAGAGGCUUUUUAUGACAUGACUUUUUUUAACCCUUUCACUCCCAAAAUCUCAAAUAGUAACUUUCUGCACUGUCUACCAUUCUUUUUUUAGAGUUUUAAUUCUGUGAAUUUGAUGUGGGCCAUUGGUUUUUGUUCUCAGGAAGCUUGCAAAGCUUCUCUUUCAUGGAAGCUUUUAGGAGCUGUGCACCCUAGAUUUCUGAGACAAGUGUCAUCAGACACCAAGUGAUACUUUUAAGAGUGCAGCUUAGAAGCUUCUCCCUGAUACAGAGCACAUUUCAGCUGAGUGUCAGUGAGAGUAAAUUACUCAACAGGAAAUCAGAAUAUUUUGAACAAAAACUUUUCAACCAUCCAGUCUUUUUUUCAUUUUGUAAGUGAAUUGAUUGAAUAACAAUGUUGACCAGAGAAAUUUAAAUUUUCUCUUUUUGCAGCAACACUGUGCAAGAGAGAAGUCGCACUUACGAAUAAGGUUCAAACCUUCUCUCUUUCAACAUGUUGGCAAAGAAUCAUCACUGAAAGGAAAGAAACAAAACUUAAUUGUAAGUCUGGUGUAUUUAACCCUUUAACUCUCAAGAUCUGAUUGUUAAUUCUCCCCUCUAGCUGCUAAACAUUUCCUUAAAAAUUAGUUACGAGAAUUUGGUUACAGAUCAAGAUAACAACUUCUACCCGAUAGGUUCAAGUAUUCUCAUCACCUGUUUGCUGGAUGAUGUAUGAAUAGAAUUAGGAGAAGUUACAUGUUAAUCACUUCUGACAAUUCCAAUUAUGUUUUAGGUAUCUCUCACAAACUAUUGGUUUUGAUUUCAAUUUAUGGAAAAACUUGUUGAGAAAAACUUGCUGUGAGGAAUGUUGCUUUAAAGGAAGACUUUUUUAGGAACAAAAUGACUUGUAUCUAUUGUUGCGUGAUCUCUAGGAUAAAGACUUCAAGAAAGCACCAUUGUUCCAAGCUCACUUAAACCCCAAGGCUGUGUCAAUUUCAUCACUGGAACCAUAUCAAGGCUACACCAUAGACCGUGCAUACAAAGGGCAGACAUUUUUCUGGGCUUAUCCUCCCCAUACUGAUGAUGUCAUGAGAUUCAAAUUUGAUCAAGAAAUCACAAUAGAAAAGUACUGUAACAUUUUUAAUUUUGAAAAAUAUACUUUUCAUGUUCAAAAGCAGCCUUUUUCUUUGGUUUCCCAACAUUUUAUAGUUCUGCCUUUACUUUAACGGAGUGAUCUUGUCAUGGAAUGUUUUUGAUUUAACGAGAGCUUGAAUCCACCUGCUAAUGGCACUGAUGAAAUUGAAUUUCUUAUGGAAUCACAGGUUUCGUUUCAAGUCUGGAAAUCUUGAGCAUCCUGGUGAUAUCAUAAGGAAUGCUUCAGUGGAAGUUCUUCCAGUUACAGCCCUGGCUCAGGCAAAGAAGAUGCCAGGUGUGUCAUUUGCUCUUUGUUCACUUUUUCUGGUAGAAUUUGAAAUUAAACUUUCCUUUUUCUUGUUCCUCUUCUUCUUUCCCAAAGGGAGGUCAACCGGAAUUGAUAAAGUUGAUAAUUAUUUGUUAGGGAAAUGCGGCGGCCUUGUAAUUAGUGCGCUGGACUCCUUGGCGAGAUGUCUGGGUUUUAUAUCUGGCUCGGUCAUUGUGAUGUGUUCUUGGGCUAAAGAACACAUUGUGAUGUGUUCUUGGGCAAAAGAAAUAUCACAGUGCCUCUUGUCACCUAAGAUUGAAAUGGGUGCUUGUUGUGUUUAAGCAAAGACCAAUGUUUUUAAAAUAACAUGAAAAACUUUAAUUGCUAGAUAUGCAACUACUAACUUACUUAACUUAAUGUAACCUAAACAACACGGACAACUGAAUAUAUUGAUACUGCUACUCAAAUAACAAUACAUAAUCAACACUAAGUUUGGGGUCUAUUCGCAAUCAACUCCUCAGUACUGACGUGAAAGCAUGAAUUUGUCCUUAGAGCCUGGCAGGGAAGGAUCACCAGAAGCAAAGAAAAAUUUCAUGAAGUAUGAGUUUCCUUUGACCAGUUACAAAAGUGUUGGCAUGUUCACACCUGCUGGUCUUGCCGAUGGCACAGUACCCGAAGAGAUUGGAAAAGUUGUGGAAAUGAGAGUACGUGUACUGGGUCAUAACAGUUUGAACUGGAUAAUGCUAAGUGAGGUAAGGAUGAGUGUUUAG